ACGUGGAACUGUGAUACGUGGCAGUCCGGAGCGUUAGUCAGAGCGGGGUCCCUGUAGGAAUCAAAGUUUAGCAGCGCCAACAACAUCCACCAUGAACCGUCCGGGCGUUUUAUUCUUCUGCCUGCUGGCUUCUUCUGCUCUCUUAAAUCACAUUGACGCGUUCCGAGAAGAAGUGAAGAUCGAAGUUUUGUACAAGCCACAGUUCUGCCAACGGAGGAGCAAACGGGGAGACGCGCUGAAUGCACAUUGCGAUGGUUACCUGGUGGACGGGACGAAGUUUUACUGCAGUCGUGAAGACAAUGUAGGUCAUCCUAAGUGGUUUGUGCUUGGUGUUGGCCAAGUAAUAAAAGGAUUAGACAUUGGCAUGACCGACAUGUGUGAAGGAGAAAAAAGAAAACUAAUUGUACCACCUUCACUGGGAUAUGGAAUAAAUGGGAAAGAUAAAAUACCCCCUAAUGCAACCCUGAUUUUUGAAGUUGAACUCUAUACAGUGAGAAAUGGACCGCGGAGUGUGGAGUCUUUUAAAGCAAUUGAUUUGAAUGGUGAUCAACUACUCUCUGAGAAGGAGUUGAAGAUAUAUGUGCACGAAGAGUUUACAAGAGAUAACAGAAUCCAAGAUCCCUCUUACAAGGAAAAAGUUCUCUAUGAUAUUCUUCGAAAAAACGACCUCAAUGGAGAUGGCUACAUUUCUGCUAGAGAAUACAAUGUUUUCAAUCAUGAUGAGCUUUAGAAUUAUGCUAUAAAAUUGAAUUUCUAUCUAUUAAAGUGCAGUGUAUUUUUUUGAAUAUCUACAAACUUUUUAAAUGUACAUUUACUGUGAUACUGCAAUGAGCAAACAUACUGCAAAGCAUCACCUUUUUGAUGUCUAAAAUGUUUUUUAAGCCUGACAUUAUGGUUGAUAUUCACAAAAACUGAACUGCGUAACUCUCCUUUUUAGAAUUUAAAUAAUAUUGUACUGUUUUGAUCACUCAAAUAAAUAUUUUGAGCAAAUGAACUUUUGUACGUACUAUUAUAAACUGCACAUUUAAACGGAAAUGUAACACAAGAUUGUUACUCAUGUAUAUGAAGGAACUAAGUAAUAGUCAGUUCAUUCAUUCAAAAUUUUUUUCCCUUGCUGUUGGAUUAAAUAUGCAGCUGUGGGCUUUGCAGUCAUGUCAAUUGAUGGAGUUUGAGUUUGAUGAGGAUUGUUAGUGGAUUGCAAUUGGUGGGAUGUAGCAUGUGAAGAAGCAUUUUCUGACCUUAUCCAUUUGUGAGUUUAUUGAUCUUGAGAUAACACUGCAUCUAUGGUCUUGCAAUUAGCCUUCUAGCAUUAAUACCUUCUUUGGAUGUCGGGAAUUGUCUCCUGCUCCUGUGAAUAGAGGCCACUAUUUCUGCUUGGUUACACAUUACAAGAUCCCAAGUCCUCACCUGAGGUGUAUGCAGUCAGUGAAGGUAUGGGUCAUACUGGUUGCAUAUAGCAGACAUCCCACCUCUCCUGGAAGUUCCAGGAGUCUCCCGCAUAUUGAUAGUGGCUCCCUGACGCUCGGAAAUUAGAUACAAUAUCCCGGAAAUCGUUUUUUUUUUAUUUUUUUUAGAACGAGCAUCCUGAUUGGUCUCUCUUCGUGUUAAGAGUGGUCCCCAACCACCGGGCCAUGAGGAAACAAUAUGAUUUGACAAUGAGUCAGCUGCACCUUUCCUCAUUCCCUGUCAUACACUGUUGAACUUGAACGCACGUGAGGUCAUUACGCACACAUCAUCCAUGUCAGUGCGGGAAGAAGAUCAACUUCUCGAGCUUGCAAAUGACGGUGGGCUGAAAGGUAUGUUUGACAUAACAUCUUUGCCGGCAUUCUGGAUUAAAGUCAAGGCUAAAUAUCCUGAGAUAGCCACAAAAGCACUGAAAACGUUGCUUCCAUUUCCAACAUCAUAUCUCUGCGAAGUGGGUCUGCAAUGAAUGCAACGAAAACUAAAUUGCGGAAUAGACUGGACAUAAGGAACCCCCUUCGAGUAUCGCUAUCUCCCAUCGCCCCUAGAUGGGAUCGUCUCGUUGCAUGGAAACAAGCCCAGGGCUCCCACUGAUACAGCGAUAUUGGUGUGUUGCAAUGAUUUUAUAUGUUCAUAUGAGGAAAAUAUGCACUGUGUUUAAUAUCCAAACGUUACUUAAAAUGUUAUGAUGCUAUUGACUUCUAAGUGACUUAUCACUAUAUUCACGCAAGGAAAAUAUGCGCUGUGUAUUUAAUAUUAAAUUUGUUAGAUAAACCCUUUUAGAAACGAAAUUGAGUGUAUUAGCCACUUAUAACUGACUUAUAAUUGACUUAUCACCUAUAUUCCGGUCGUGAUCAACACCACCCCCCCACCCCCGGUCAGCCAGUCCGCAAGAAUAUUGUCAAUAUUAAACCGGUCCGCUGUGCAAAAAAAGUGUGGGGACCCCUGAUAGGUAGACCUAUCAGUUUUCUCUGUGGGCAGGUUUUACAGUGGACCUCAAAAAAUAAUGAGUGUUGCUCGAUGCACUGUCUGCAACAGUGAAUUUUCUAUUGCCCAUGGUGGGUUAAAAUGUAAAAGACAUGUUGAGGUGAGUUUAACAGGUGUCAUUCAUUCAUUAGCAUAGCUAACGUUAUUUAAACUAGCUGGCUGGCUGCUAAGGAGCUACGUU
Molecule: messenger RNA, 2629 nt
Organism: Mobula hypostoma (lesser devil ray)
Lineage: Eukaryota; Metazoa; Chordata; Chondrichthyes; Myliobatiformes; Myliobatidae
Gene: fkbp7
Product: FKBP prolyl isomerase 7
Exons: 4
Coding region: 92-730 (212 amino acids)
Molecular function (GO): calcium ion binding; peptidyl-prolyl cis-trans isomerase activity
Source: RefSeq, a predicted model, not a curated record